GAUAUAUUCGAUUCGCGAGGUUUCGCGCGUGAACGCCGUGGCAACCACCGUCGUAUCUGGUGAGAAAUAAAACGGGCAAACAUUCGUUUCUUUGCCAGCGAUCGAUCAUGAACAUCGAGGGUAAGAUCGCGCUUGUCACCGGCGGGGCGAACGGAAUCGGCUUCUGCGCCGCCCGAAAACUCCUUCGAAACGGAGCGAAGACGGUAGCUCUGUUGGAUCUGAACGAUUCCGGUGGUGAGAGCGCAGCCGCUGAAUUGAACAACGAGUUUGGCAAAGACCGCGCUAUCUUUAUCGCCUGCGAUGUGUCAAAGAGCGAAAAACUUAAAGAAUCGUUCAAAAAAGUUAUCGACAUGUACGAGACACUAGAUAUUCUCGUCAACAUCGCGGGCAUUAUGGACGACGCGGAUUGGGAAAUAAUGGUCGAUGUCAACUACAAAGGCAUUGUUCAUGGAACUAUCUUGGGAUUACAUAUUAUGGGGAAGUACAAGGGUGGCAAUGGUGGAGUCAUCGUAAACAUGUCCUCUGUAGCUGGCCUCGAGGGCAUUCCUAUAGCGCCAAUUUAUGGCGGAACGCAGUACGCCAUUGUUGGUUUCACUCAGUCGUUGAAGCAUUAUUAUGAGAAAACUGGUAUCCGUAUGCUGACGAUAUGCCCUGGAUUAACGACCACAGCUAUGGCUGCCAGAUUUAUGUCCUCCAAAGAACACGCUAUGGAUCUUCUCGACGAAGAAACCGCGGCUAUGGCAAUGGCCACCAUGCAGAAACAACCGCCAGAACAUGUAGCCACUGCUAUUAUCCAAUUAAUCGAACACGGGAAGAACGGCGCCAUUUACGUCAUCGAAAACAAUCAACCUGCAUACGCGAUCGAAAUUCCUAGUUAUAGCGCCUUAAAAGUCCCUAUAUAAACAUUAAUGUAACCAGAGGGACAAACCUAGUUAAAAUAUUAUCAAUUAAAUAUUAAUUUCACUUAUGAAUAGCAAAAAUCGGUUGAAUUCGAUUGCUGUAUCUUUCCUUUUUCAUUCAAAAUUUAUAUUAAUAAUAUUUUCGUUAUAUAUAUUUAUUUGUUAAGCAAAAUAAUUAAGUUGAAACUUUACCGAUAUUUGAAUGAUUUGGAAACGCGCGUUUCUUGCCCGCCAUCUUUGUGACAUCACGAUUCUCUAUAUAUGGUGUACGCUCAUGUACAUAUAUGACCAUACUCUGAUAUGUAGUUAUGUAUGUAAAUUAAGUUAAAAAAAUCCAAGUCUAGCGCCGUUAUAUACGUAAGUUCAGUACGUGUUUCUCUUUAAUUUCUAAUUUUGUUUGUAAUUUUCUUCUUCAUUAACGUUUAAGGAAAGAAAAUAUACAUUGAUAAUUAUUGUUUACUGAAUCCCUUAACAUAAUCAGUUCAAUAUGUACAGCAAUCGAGUCAUAAUUCACUUAGAUAUUUCAUAUUUACUAUUUUGUAAGUGUUAUUAUUUGAUUAUGUAUAUAAUAUUUAUGCACGUUCGUAUUAUUGGAUAUGUAAUUGAAAGAAUAUAAUCUAGGUAAAGAAUUAUUUUACCUAGCAAAUAGUAUAACGAGUACUAUAAAUGCUUUGGAUGUUUUAUAUAUCUUUGCAUAUUAUGCGAACUCUGUACGUAUAUUUUCUUUUCUCUUAAUUUUCUAUAAUUUAAGAAGUGAACUAAUCAUACAUUCUGGUAUUAAGACACGCGUGAUUUCCAUAAUUUAUUAUAUUUUAAAUACUCCUAUCUCUGUUGCAAGCAGAAAGCAGACGCUAGACAAAAUUUUUGGGAUUCCCCCUCUUAAUAUUAAAAUAUAAAAUACGACAAUGUAAAUUGUCUGAAACAGCGUUUCAGGCGAAAUGUUUCGUUGCUGAAAAUUUAUAAUAAAUCUCACUGUUCAAUACAAAAUUAUAGUUAAAAGGAUAAUAAAUGUAAUCUAUGUUAA
Molecule: messenger RNA, 1923 nt
Organism: Bombus impatiens (common eastern bumble bee)
Lineage: Eukaryota; Metazoa; Arthropoda; Insecta; Hymenoptera; Apidae
Product: 15-hydroxyprostaglandin dehydrogenase [NAD(+)]-like
Exons: 6
Coding region: 108-902 (264 amino acids)
Cellular component (GO): cytoplasm
Molecular function (GO): oxidoreductase activity, acting on the CH-OH group of donors, NAD or NADP as acceptor
Source: RefSeq, a predicted model, not a curated record